AUGCCUCUGAGAACAAAUCUUCCUGGACAGCUCGGCUCCCGUGCCAACAAUACGGCGAGGAUUGCGUCGGCUUCGGGCUCAGCAGCCGACAGACGUGCUGGGCUGGCAGAGCUCGCACGGGAUGAGGACAUCCAGUACAUCGUCGGCGACUGGAUGUCGGAAUACAACAUGGCGCUCAGAGGUGGCGCCAAAGCGGACGAUCCCUUGAACUCGGCCGAGUUCGAGCCAUCUUUCCUCGAGGCGAUUGAACCUGCUUUGCAAUAUCUUGAUGCGAGGCGGAUUAAGAUUGCCGUCAACGCCGGGGCCAGUGAUACGAAGAAACUGCAUGACGUGUUGGUAAACAUGAUCAGUGAGAAAGGCCUUAAGUUGAAAGUUGCCUGGAUUGAAGGAGACGAGGUCAUCGACGCAGUUCAGAAGGGGUUGCAAUCUGGUGAAAGAUUCAAGAACCUGACAACCGGUGAAAACAUCAAGAACUGGGAUUACCAGCCAAUCUACGCACAGGCUUAUCUCGGAUGCUGGGGCAUCGUCGAAGCCUUCAAGAAAGGGGCUCACAUUGUGCUGUGCGGACGUGUCGCUGACGCAUCGCCCACCAUUGCUUGUGCAGCAUAUCACCAUGGCUGGAAGAAAAACGACUACCCUCAGCUUGCGCAUGCCAUCGUUGCUGGUCACUUCAUAGAAUGCACGACCUACACCACUGGCGGUAACUUCUCCGGGUUCAAGAGCCUCCCGGGAACCUCGGUCGAUCUCGGCUUUCCGAUUGCGGCGGUCGAGGCCAUCGGGGAGUUCACUGUUUACAAACAGGCUCGGAAGGGCGGUAUGGUGACUCCCGACACGUGUAAGGCUCAGUUGUUGUACGAGAUUCAAGGACCUUACUACUACAAUUCCGACGUCGUGGCUGUGCUCGACGAUAUCAAGAUGGAGCAAGUCGGAGAAAACCGAGUUCGCAUCUUCAACGUGGGACAUAUCAAGCCUCCGCCAACGACCAAGGUCGGGAUCACGGCCAAGGGCGGAUACCAGGCUGAGGCGCACUACUUCCUCUGUGGUCUCGACAUCAAAGAAAAGGCUGCCUUAUUCGAACGCCAACUCCGGCACGUGUUCGAUGAGUCGCAAUUCACCUGUCUCAAGUUCCGCACGAAUGGUUCAUGCCCGGAGAAUCCGUCGAACCAGGACGCCGCAACGGUAGACCUGCGCAUCUUCGCCCAAGCCCGCACCGAGGAGCCCUUAUCGCCGUUGAAGUUCCUCAAGCCCAUCGUCGACAACAUCAUGCAGAGCUAUCCCGGGGCAACGUUUCACAUGGACACAAGGCAGGCGUUUCCGAGAGAGUUCUACGAGUACUGGGUCAGCAUAAUCCCACAGAGCGCUGCCAAACACGUGUGCCAUCUUCCGUGGAAGAACGAGAAAGUCGACAUCGAUCCGCCGACAGACACGGUGGAGUUCGUGUACAACCAGCCGACGUACGAAACGAAGAAUCCAGUCAGUCUGGCCUCGCUGGGACCAACGACGCGGGCGCCUCUGGGUUACAUUGUACACGCGAGGUCCGGUGACAAGGGGUCGGAUAGUAACGCCGGCUUCUUCGUGCGGAACGCGGAUGAGUGGGAUUGGCUGAGGUCUCUCUUGACUGUCAGCAAGAUCCGAGAGCUUCUUGGUGAAGACGACGUGGGCAAGCCGAUCCACCGAUUCGAGCUCCCGCAUCUUCAUGCCGUACACUUUUUGCUAAAGGAUCAUCUCGAUCGGGGUGUGACGUCUAGCUCAUCCUACGACUUCCUUGGGAAGAACGUGGCUGAGUAUCUGCGCUGCAAACAUGUCGAUAUUCCAAACAGAUUCUUGGACCGGGGGAGGAUCUAG
This is a messenger RNA of Colletotrichum karsti, 1845 nucleotides long. RefSeq lists its product as uncharacterized. NCBI's taxonomy places the organism in Eukaryota, Fungi, Ascomycota, Sordariomycetes, Glomerellales, Glomerellaceae. Bases 1 to 1845 code for a protein of 614 amino acids. The record is from RefSeq and is a predicted model, not a curated record. The transcript has 4 exons.